GUUAUCUACUACCUUGACUUUAGCUUAACUCCCUGCUCUGCCACUGUGUAUUUUAGUCCAUGUCCAAAACUCGGGUUUUAAACCCCCUCCGGAUCCACUCCGACUCGGCUCCCGUUCCCCCACUUUUUGACUUUAAAAUCCCACCACCUCUCGCUCCACCCAUCCCCCCAUUCCCGUACUCGACCGUCCAAGAGUCUCGUUCAACUCGAUCGCCAUCUCUUGUCUUCUCUUCUCUCUGCCGUCUCCUCUGUUUCUUAUCUCCUUCAUCUCUCUCUCUCUCUAUCUCCCUUCCUUCUCUCUCUAUCUCAACUUCAACGGUUUCUUCUUUGAUUGUGAUUUGGGUUUUGGUCUCGUUUUCCUCAGUCCAUCUUCUCCCUCAUCUUGUCAUUUUCUCAUCUUUUGCUUGUCCUCCCUCCCUGUGAUUUGAUAACCUCGGGUUGACAGCAUCCUCGAGCACCUCCUCUCUUGAACGCUAAGAAGGACCCUUUACCUGUUCUGUCUUCACAGUUGACUCGACUGCUUCUGUCUUUAGGUUAGUCUUUCACCUCUCUCCCUCUUUCGGUCCAUCUGGUCAGUGUUGACCGGCGAUCGGUCUGACAUGCCACGUUUUUUUUUUUUUUUACUUCUUUGCCGCCUCGAACACCUCCCUGCCUCCGAAUCUCCAUUGUCACCCUCUUCUCGGGAUUCCAUCGAUCGCCGUCUGACCCGUCGUUCUUAUCGUCAAUCCUCCUUAAAUAGUUCAUUCUGAAGAUGUCCGCCGAUCACGCUCAACCACCCAGCGGCUCUGCUGCAAACCCUGCUAGUGGUUACGGCCCUCAAGGUGGCACCCAGGGUUAUGAAGCGUACGCUCAGCAGUAUGCUGCGUACGCCCAACAGCAGCAACAACAAGCCCAAGCCCAACAACAAGCUCAAAACCAGCCGUCCGCCUUCCCGGUCGGUACUGCUACCACUGCCUCCACCACCCAGAGCGCUUAUGGCAACAACAACGCCGCGGUCCCCGCUGCCGCUGGCUCUGGCGCGCCUCCGGCCAGUCAGCCCCCCAACCCAUACACCGGCAACCCUGAAGGAAAACGUGCCCAUCUUUACGUCGGAAACCUUAGCCCACGUGUGACUGAGUACAUGCUCCAAGAAAUUUUCUCCGUUGCUGGCCCAGUUCAGGGAGUGAAAAUCAUUCCCGAUCGUAACUUCCAACACGGCGGACUCAAUUAUGGUUUUGUUGAAUAUUAUGAAAUGCGAUCAGCUGAGACGGCUCUACAAACUCUAGGGGGCCGCAAGAUAUUUGACACGGAAAUUCGGGUCAACUGGGCCUACCAAAACUCCCAAAGCAACGUCAAAGAGGACUUGUCGACGCACUAUCAUGUUUUCGUUGGCGAUCUUUCACCUGAAGUAAACGACGAAGUUCUUGCCAAGGCAUUCGCCGCUUUUGGCUCCUUGUCUGAUGCCCGAGUCAUGUGGGACAUGAACAGUGGCAAAUCCCGAGGUUACGGCUUCUUGGCCUUCCGGGACAAAACAGACGCGGAGCAGGCCAUCGCUACAAUGAACGGCGAAUGGCUCGGCUCUCGAGCGAUCCGCGUAAACUGGGCGAACCAGAAGAAUCAAGGAAUGGCUGCCACCCCGGGUGCUGUCAUUGCCCCUGGCAUGGGUAGUGGGGGAAUGAACCGCGGUGGGUUCGGAGGUGCCACCAACUACGAAGCAGUUGUGCAACAAGCCCCUGCCUAUAAUACCACCGUUUACACCGGUAACUUGGUUCCUUAUUCCACUCAAGCCGACCUCAUCCCCCUGUUCCAAGGGUUUGGUUACAUUGUGGAAAUCAGAAUGCAGGCCGACAGAGGAUUUGCCUUCGUCAAAAUGGAUACCCACGAGAAUGCUGCCAUGGCUAUUGUCAACCUGACUGGUACCCCCGUUCACGGGCGACCCCUCAAGUGCUCUUGGGGUAAAGAUCGAGCCUCUGCUGACCCCAACUCUGCCCCUGCUUCGGGAAUGCCGAUGGCUCCGGUCGCGGGUAUGUACGGCAUGCCCCAAAUGUAUGGCAUGCCCCAGGCCGGCUACCCUCAAUAUUCCGGCUAUCCUCAAUAUGCAGCUGGACCUCAAGGUUAUGGCCAACCUGGUUAUGCCGUGCCUCAACAAGCGGCUGCGACCGCCGAAACUACCCCUGCUCAGCCUUAAACAACACACAAAAGAAUAAAAAGCCGGUGAAAGACGCUCUCAGAUUCAAUCAAGUCAUGUCAUCUCUGACUAGCAUUGCCCAUUGUCACCCUCCGGUAUAGUUCCCAACAUCAUUCUUAAAUUUACUGCAUGUACAUUCUUCAGUACCCAACCUGUCAGAAUCACGUAAAAAUGCUGUAGACAUCUUACCUAAGAAGUAUGAAUGUCACUAGUUUGGAAUCUUCCAUUCAUCUCGGCCCGCAAUUAAUACCUAGUAGGGGACUAUUCCCCAACAAAUUGACCAUGCAUUCCAACUGCGUUCAUUUGAUUUGCCUGCUAUCCAGCAAUUUUACAUCCCUGCACUUGAUCUCUGUGGCAUGUUUCUGGAGAAGUAUGCUGACCGCACCCGAGCCAUAUACGCGUUGAUCUGUGAGGUCUUGUCCCCUGAUGUAGCCAUCUCUGCUUGAACAUCCCAG
Puccinia graminis f. sp. tritici CRL 75-36-700-3 is the source of this 2621-nucleotide messenger RNA. RefSeq lists its product as uncharacterized. Gene Ontology annotation, cellular component: cytosol. Lineage: Eukaryota; Fungi; Basidiomycota; Pucciniomycetes; Pucciniales; Pucciniaceae. The transcript is spliced from 8 exons. The record is from RefSeq and is a predicted model, not a curated record. Bases 751 to 2166 code for a protein of 471 amino acids. Gene Ontology annotation, molecular function: mRNA binding.